AUGGUUUAUUUUACGACCACAAUCACAGCCUUGCUGGCGGGCGUGGCCGCUGCCAACCCAACUAUCCAUGAUCAUGCUAGACGCAUGCAAAACACAAUGGCCAAAGCCGCUGCCGCUGGCACCACCUUUUGGUAUGCCAAUAUGGACCACACUGGGGGUCCUCGUGGCUACUCUCCAGAUCUCGGAAACGACUACUCGUACGAAGUAUUCAAGUCUGUCAACUCCGGUGAUGGCCGAGCUAUUCAAGAUGCCAUUGACAGCAACAACGGAAAGGAGAGGCGGCACAAUUGGUGGGCUUCUCAGCCAAGAGCCAUGGCAGAAAUGCGUAUUCGAUUCGUUGUAUAUCUCCCACCUGGGACAUAUGAAGUAGACUCGAAGAUCCAGUUGCGUGUUGGAACCAUUCUCAUGGGAGACGCCACUAAUCCUCCUGCUAUCAAAGCGUCUAGAAACUGGCAGGGAGAGCGAAAUCUCAUCAACGGUUUGGACCCACGAACUGCUGAAGCAGCCCACACCACAUAUCCCCAUGGUGAGCUUUCCUUCACCGUCGGUCUAAAGAAUGUGAUUUUGGACACGACCAACAUUGGCGGAAGCUCCGAGUUCUCGGACGUCCACCUCAGCAAGUCUUCGUCCGCUUACAUAGAAAACACAUGGGUAUGGAUAGCAGACCACAACACCGAAGGCGGAGGCGGCUGCCUCAUCGCCGCAAAGGGCGGUGUCCUCGUCCAAGCAACAAAAGGCACAUGGCUGCACUCCCUAGGCAGCGAGCACUGGUGGUUAUACCAGCUCAACCUCUGGGAAGCCAAGGAUGUGUUUGUCUCGAUGCUUCAAGCCGAGACGAACUACAACCAGGGCUCAAACGCACCGCAGAUUCCUCCCGCGCCGUGGAAGGCAAAUGUCAGGGGGUGGAAUGACCCUGACUUUUCGUGGUGCGGCGGCGGUGACAAGAUUUGCAGAAAGGGGUAUUCGAAUUUCAUCACCGGCGGUUCCGGCAUUCGCCACUAUGCUAGUACUGCGUGGGAUUUCUUCAGCGGUCCCGGAAAUCAGGGUUGCGAUGAUGCGUGGGGAUGUUCUGAUGUGAUGCACUGGAUCUCGAAGCAGCCGUCUGAUCUUCAGUUGUUUGGUGUGUGUUCAAAGUCUGCGACGAAUGUGCUACGUGAGGCGAAUGGGAAUAUGAUUUCGGCUCGGCCUAGCUUCAAGGGGGGCUGGCCGGGUCAGGGUUCUGAUUUGGGUGUGUAUAAGGUUGACUAG
Pochonia chlamydosporia 170 is the source of this 1248-nucleotide messenger RNA. RefSeq names its product pectate lyase superfamily protein domain-containing protein. Bases 1 to 1248 code for a protein of 415 amino acids. The transcript is spliced from 6 exons. Gene Ontology annotation, molecular function: polygalacturonase activity. The record is from RefSeq and is a predicted model, not a curated record. Lineage: Eukaryota; Fungi; Ascomycota; Sordariomycetes; Hypocreales; Clavicipitaceae.